AUGCCUGCCGACCAUAAAAAUUCCCAUACCAAAACAAAGCGGGUGCCGCGUCAAACAACAACGAAACCCACCAGUUAUUACGAGGGAGAGUCGUCCGACGGUGACCAGACUCAGGACCAUGAUAUUAUAAUGCAAGACACAAUUUUGGAUGGUAGUGACUCACAGUUUGCCGUGGAAACAUUAAAGACCGAAGAAGAUGAGGCAAUUAAAGGAAUCAAGACUGAGCGUGAAGAUGCAGAAUCUUCAGCAACAAACUCUCGUGCACAACUUGACCAAGAUACUUUAAAAACCCGACACACCAUACAACUCCGGUUACAUGCCUUAGAAGCGGAGUUCAAAAAGAAACGUGAUGAGAUAUUUAAUGAACAAUUAAAACAUAUCGAUGAAGAAAUCAAGGCUAUACGAGAAGGUACGCAUCCCGAAUUCGAAGAACGCCUGCAACAAAUUAUUGAUAAGCGAGAGCAAAUGCUCGAGCAGCAUGCAUUGGCAUUAAGUUAUCAACGUCAAUGUAUACAAAAAGAAUAUGAAGCCGAAACACAACGUCUUGAAGAAUCUUAUCAGGCGCAACGUCAAGCAGUCAAUGACAGAUUAAUUGCAGAAGUCGAAGAAAGAAAAAGAAAACUUUCAGAAGAUUAUGAAAGUUAUGACAUACAUAAUGAUGUUGCUAUGGACGGCACUAUGAGGACUCAUACACAACGAAGAUUGCGGACCAGGACGACACAAGAGGUUGAAGUUAAAGUAAAGAAACAAAAAAUGUCAGAUAUCCUUUUCUUAGCAUCUUUUGAUCAAGUUGAUUCUUUUAUUUUAUUUAUCGGUUAUAUCCUUAACAGUAGUGCCGUACGACCUUCCGUGUCAUGCAAGCUAUGUGACAGUGACAUUAAUGAAGACUUGACUGAAAUAGGCUUGGUAGAGACUGAUUUACCGAUUAUUUGUUGUUGUAUUUACGUGUUAUAA
Dentiscutata erythropus is the source of this 954-nucleotide messenger RNA. The record is from the annotation of a GenBank genome assembly. NCBI's taxonomy places the organism in Eukaryota, Fungi, Glomeromycota, Glomeromycetes, Diversisporales, Gigasporaceae.